Messenger RNA from Mesorhabditis belari, 3090 nucleotides. The record is from the annotation of a GenBank genome assembly. NCBI's taxonomy places the organism in Eukaryota, Metazoa, Nematoda, Chromadorea, Rhabditida, Rhabditidae.
AUGAGUGAGAAGCUUGUCCGAUUGUGGCUACAAAAACACCAUAUAAAUGUCAAAGGCGAAUGGUUGAGAGCAGCAAUCGAAUGGACGAGUAUCAGCCAGCCGAGUAUCAACGAGAAGCAACUACAGAUUGCCAUCUUGAAACAAGUGCUCUUCUCGAAUCUCUCCGACAGCUGUGAUCCUCCAGUCAAGAUACCAACUUUCGCUAAACAAAUCAUUCUUCCCAAGCAACACCUAUUUCAAGUGAUAAUGGUUUUGGAUAUUUCGCGCUCGUUGUACGAACAAUAUAGAGAGCUCACGAACAAAAAGGAGGAUUUAUCAUGGUUCACUUGUGAAGAAAAUAACGAAACAACAAACGAGAAGACCGAGCCUUUGAGUAAACCGAAUCGAAUGUUGCGUAUUGAGCUCUCAGACGGCGCAGUGAAUCUGGCUGCGAUUAUAUAUGGAGGGAACAUUUCGAUCGAUGAAAGAACACCGCCCGGAACUAAGUUACUGACGAGAUGCCGGGUGCGAUGUCGACAUGGUGUAAUGUUUCUUAAUCAAGAUAAUUGCCAGGUCCUGGGUGGGGAAUGCGCUCAGCUUUACAAAGAUCGCUUGGUAUUCCUUGAAGAAAAGCUUGAAAUCAAGAAUAGUGCUCGCAAACAACCCAAGAAACGCACGACUGAGGAUGGAAAUUUGACUAUUUCACCGUUUUUAAAGCCAAAGAAUGCCGACGCUCAAAGUGAACUUGAUGAAGUUGGAGACUCGAAACUUAAUUCAACCAACACAACUUUGCAUACGGCAACUACUUCGGUGAAGAACGAUCCGCUGCACUCAAUUGAUGAAGAUCUUAACAAAUCACUCGAUACAAUUCCGUGUACGCCAAUUCUGUCUAGGAAAAGUCUGAACAAAGUGUUUGAUGACACCAAUGUAUUUCGUGUUCCGAUACUGCCUCCAGCAUCCAAUCCUCAAGCUAAAGUUGCUAAACUUCAACACGAGGAAGCAGAUGCUAAAUAUUCAAAUCAACUUCAAGUAAAUGAGUCUAUUUCCAGAUCUGAAAGAUCUAUAGUUGAAGACAAGCGACUCAAUGCGAUAAAACCGAGCAUGAUCGAGACAAAGACAGUAAACACGAUAGCACCACCAGAAGUGGAUUCCAAGAAUGCUUCGGAAAGAAAUUACACAAGAGAAACUAUGACUUUCGUUGACCAAAGCAGAAAAGAUCAACAGCCCUUGCCAGUAAAUAGGCUGCCCCAAAAUGUCAAACGGGCUGAAUCUUGGCUUGCAAAACCCAGUGAAACAAAGGUUUUAUCCGUUAAUCAGCCAAAAGAAGACUCACAAACAGCAAUUGUUCCAUUAAUGGCAUUAGCAGACAACCCUUCUCGUUCAUUGAACACGUCAUCAAGGAUGGACACAUCUGAAUCCUGGCUUGCAAAACGCAGUGAAUCAAAGGUUCUACCCGUUAAUCAGCCAAAAGAAGACUCACAAACAGCAAUUGUUCCAUUAAUGGCAUUAGCAGACAACCCUUCUCGUUCAUUGAACACGUCAUCAAGGAUGGACACAUCUGGCCUUUUAGACACAUCAAGAGAGAUUGCUUUGCUCUCGACACGAAAUGUUACUAAGCGAUCGAGUAAAGAACUAGAAAAAGCCGCAAAAGGAACCCGAGCAAUCACUGAGUACUUGAGCAUUUUGGGAGAGCGUCCAAUGUACCAUCGGCAUAGCGUGACGUCAGCCGGGGAUGAUAUGGUGCCAAAAAUUGAAGAAACGGAUGAAAGAAAUACAAAAGCAACGACCAGAAAUGUAAUACCGACAACGCGGCGAUCUCUUUAUGCGACUUUGGCCAAAAGUAUGGCUAAAUCUAAGAAAGUGGCUGACGAAAAGAACCUGGUUGAAACUGAAGCUCAUUCAACGACCGAAGUAUCUUUUCAUACUCCAGCUGUGCGAGGGAAAAGCGGUGUAUCGCCUUUUAUCCCAGAACCCCCAAACAUAAAUGAAUUGCAUCAACGGGCAGAAAAAUCAGUUGGCGACGAUGUUGUUCAUUCGCGUUCACUUCGCGCAAGCUUUAAAGACUCAUGCGUAGGAACAACACCACUUUUAACCAAACAAUAUCCAGUGGUUCAUCAUCGAUUUGUGGAGAAACGCGAUGCGUCGACAUCACCUUUUCCUGUUUUUCGGAAACACGAUCAAACGACGGCUUCUACAUCAAUAUUGAAAAGUCACACAGGGUCAAAACAAUUGACGGCGCCGAAGAAAAACCCUGCAUCGGCAAAUGAAGUUGGAAUAAUGGGAAGGGGUAAACAGUUUGUAACAUCGACACCUACCAGCGGCGCACCACCGCCACAUGAUGCUCUUGCUCCAGAGAGAAAGAUCAAAAAAGUACAAUUGAUUUCACCCGAGAAAUCACCUCGUUUGAAUCGCUCGCUCAGCGCUCUAUCUGCAAGUGGCGGAAGUUUGACCCAUACGUUUCCGGUACCACCAAACGCUCAAGGAAAUCAGGAACAUCAUCACAAUGUCAAUUCAAAUGUGCCAAAUCUGCAUUCAUUUGCUGGUCAGUCAAAGAAAACUUUGAAUGAAGCCGUCCGUGAAAGUGUUUCACAGCCAAGAGUGUCUCAUCAACUCGAUCUUGGCGCCGCUUUACAAUAUAAAACUAUGGAGAUUUAUGAAAAUCGAUCAUUGCUUGUUGAUCUGUUACGACAACGACGCUUUUGGAUGUUAAGCAAACGAGUCACUGUUGUUCCUUUGUGUAGCAAGCUGUUAGAUGAUCUGAGGGCUGGUGCGGAUCGAUGGUGUCUUAAGGUCUUGUUAACUGACGAGAGUGCAGCAGGUGUUAUGUGCGUGGCCUCACAAGAACUUCUGAUCAAUAUGCUUGGAUUUGACGUUUCAUAUUGCAAGAUGCUUUCAAUGGAUCGACGUUUAAACGAAGCCGAGCUGAACCGAUGUAAACAGAGGGCACUUGAUGUGAUGAAGGCAUUUACCCGACUUGACAUCGUUUUUAUGUUAGAGGUAUCAAGAAAUUCCAACGAGCCACCCGUUAUCACAGGAAUCACACAGCUUUGCGAGGCCGCCGUCCCAGCACAAACGUCGGUCUUUUUCCACCAAGCGAUGUCUAACUUUGAG